This is a messenger RNA of Tuber melanosporum (Perigord truffle), 855 nucleotides long. RefSeq lists its product as uncharacterized. Gene Ontology annotation, biological process: regulation of transcription by RNA polymerase II. The transcript has 2 exons. Gene Ontology annotation, cellular component: nucleus. The record is from RefSeq and is a predicted model, not a curated record. Bases 119 to 835 code for a protein of 238 amino acids. Lineage: Eukaryota; Fungi; Ascomycota; Pezizomycetes; Pezizales; Tuberaceae. Gene Ontology annotation, molecular function: cyclin-dependent protein serine/threonine kinase regulator activity.
AAUGCCUUCACCGCGUCGAUCCAGCCAUGAAUACUCUACCACCACCAGUGCCACCACAAAACAAACACAGCCUUUACUAAUGCUUUUACCUACCGACUGGGCGUCUUUCCUGACCGUCAUGGCCGAUACUCUCCGCCUCGCGCCAGAAUCUCUCUCAAUGGCAUACGUCUACCUUCACCGCUAUAAUCGCUGGGCAUCGGAAGAAUCUUGUUCGCCGCUGGACGAUCACACACUGUGCCUCGCCUCCCUCUCCCUCUCCACAAAAGCCACUGAAUCGCCCAGAAGACUUCGUGAGCUUCUUGUACCAGCAUAUGCUCAUCUCCACCCAUCUUCGCCGCCGCUGACUUUUCCCUCGCCCUUGUACGACUCGCUCAGGUCAACGGUUGUGGCUGCGGAGUUGCUGCUGCUUCGCGUACUGCGAUUCGACUUGCGUGUUCCGUUGCCCUAUGACUUUCUACCGAGGUUUCUUGAGAAGGUUUUACCUCCGGUAGCGACCCCCGGAGAGGAGGAGUGCGCGGAGACCAAGAUUGUGGAUAUCUGUGAGACGGCACUCGGGAGGGAGGUUUGGAGUGUUGUUGGAAGGGUUAUGACAAGCUAUAAGAUUUGUAACUUCUUUCCCGCUCGGAGUGUUGCGGCGGCUUGUUUGUUUCAUGUGGCUUUGAAACGAGGGCUGAGGAUCGGGGAUGGUUCGGUGAAGGAGUGGGUGAAGAGGUUGACUGGGGGGAAAGUUGAACAUGAGGAUUUUGUGGAAGCUUUGGAGGAGAUUGACAAUUUGUGCGGUGCAAGUUCUCAGGUCCGGCAUCAGGCCGGGAGGGAGACUUUACGAGUUGGGUGAUUGCUUUGAAUCACAGUUAA